Bolinopsis microptera is the source of this 1752-nucleotide messenger RNA. RefSeq names its product WW domain-containing adapter protein with coiled-coil-like. Bases 22 to 954 code for a protein of 310 amino acids. The transcript is spliced from 3 exons. Lineage: Eukaryota; Metazoa; Ctenophora; Tentaculata; Lobata; Bolinopsidae. Gene Ontology annotation, molecular function: protein binding. The record is from RefSeq and is a predicted model, not a curated record.
AGCAAAAAUGUAACGGGUUGGAUGGAAAAGAGCAACCACUAUCAGCCUGCUGUAGAUUACCAUACAAUGAACGGGUGGCUGGAGUGUGUUAGCAAAGGAUCAGGUAAAAAGUAUUACUACAACACUAGUACUUGCGAGUCUACGUGGGAAGUACCCGCCGAGUUUCUCCGAGCGACUAAAAAGUCAAAACCAGAUAAACCUAGAAUAUCAGAAGCCGAGUUAUCAUCUGAGCAAACACCGAAGAAAUACAAAGGUGAAGGCCUCCUCCUCACUCCGACCACCAAAUCCAACGGAACACACCACAUCCGAACCGGGCCCGCUACCCCCAUCGUGGCAACAACCCAACUCCGUCACGACAACCACCACGACCUGCUCCGUCAUGACAAAGCAGGUGCUGCAUCUCGUGCCUCCAGUUCCACCAGCCGCAGACAAAGCCUAAACCACCGUUCAAGCGAAGCAGAGUAUGUCAGCUUGCACGAAGCCAUCCCCUCUCCCGUUAUAAACCGUGAACACAAAACACAUUCCAACAAUAGUUCACAUAACUCCUCGCCUAUCCAUCACAAGAGAGAUAUGAUGAAAUCAGACAGGGCCCUUAACAACAGUUCAUCUUCAUCUUCCUCUCAAAAACUCAGCAAACUUUUGAGCGCGUCGUUAGAUGUUUCCCAGGAGGAAACCCCCGAUCAGGAAGACAUUAUGCGAACUAAAUUCCUCGAUCCUUCAUCUAUCAGCUUAUUAACGAACCAGCCAGCAGAAAUAUUAGAGCGACAAAGCAAUCAGCUUCAUCAGGAUGCACGGCGCUUACUAGAUGUAGAUUUAUUGCGAACGAUCGCUGAUUGUGCCAAUUUGCGAGCGGUGCAAAACGUGCAAAGCCUGCGAGUGCUAAAUAUAGAACAUAAGUUGAAUAUGCUACGAGAUCAUAUCAAAUGGCUGGAAGAAGGUAACGAUUUUACGUGAUAAAACGUUUGUUGUUGUUCCAUGUGAUAAUGUCAGUUUAUACGGUGCGAGAGUGAGAGUACUCGUGGCUGUGUUAGAGACCAGGUAUUUGGGUUUCAUGAUCACGUGAUCAGAGUUCAGCCCUCAUGAGUUUUGGUAGUCAAACGUUCAUUUAUUACUGAUCAUGGUCUUUCAAUAUUUUCAAGCCCAUCCCUACAUACGUAUUUAAAAAAGCUUGACCAACUGCAACCAGAAUGACAUACAGGUACAAGUUUGCCUAAAAACUAUUUUAAACGACGACUCUAGUUCUGGAUUGGCAUUGUUUGACUACCAUAGCUCUUAGUAUCUAGGCCUAGGGUCCCAGGUUCCUACCACCCACUUUACCCAUCCCCGGCUAAAUUGUUCUAUAAUGAUGAUAAUAUAAGUGAUCAAAUAUAUUAUAUAUAUGAUUUCAGAAGCUUUUUAAUUGUUGUGUUUUUUGUUUGUACUUGGACAUGCCGGCAAGAGUACCGUCGAGCCCGGUCAAGCCCUGAACUUGUCAAUUUUAUAUAAUUGCAACGUGUUGUUACAAAUACUAUUAUGACUUUCAUUGACUUCCUGUCGGCUGUGAUCCAUAUUUUCUGGAAAGUGAAAGUAAAACUAAUGGUAGUUCCCAACUCAAAGUUUCAUGAGUUAAAUCCCCUGAGGGUUGAACUCGUGGCACUAAAGUUGACUUCCUGGAUCUAUAAAUCGGGCAUAGUAGUGAGAAUUGAACUAUGAAAACGUAUUCAAGAUGACUUAUUAAAUUGUAUCAACAAUUUUUCUUUAUUGAUCUAAUAG